GCGAGGGUGAGCAGCAGCCAUUGUCAACCCACAACAAGCAAGAAAGAGGAAGAGGACAGUCGUGCUGCGAGACAACAGAGGAAAUUAUGAUUUGUUGAAAAAUCAUUUCAGGUUUACUGUUAUAGAUGUAACAGUCCGUAGCGAUUACUUUAUAUUUUGUGCACCUUAUCGCGGGGACCCAGCUCGGCAAUAAAUAAGCAGUAUUUGAUUUCUACUCCCCUGAUGUCUGCUGAGGCAUCUGGUUCGUCGGGUGGGAAUGUGGUGACUGUGUCCGGUUCUGCCCCAUCGUUCUCCAGCCAUGUUGGGGAAGGAAAGGCUGACAGGAGCCUGGUGGGGAGUAAGUACGUGAAGCUCAAUGUGGGGGGAACUCUCCACUACACCACCGUCCAGACGCUCAGCAAGGAGGAUAGUCUGCUCAGGAGUAUUUGUGAUGGGAGCACUGAGGUCUCCAUAGACUCUGAGGGCUGGGUGGUGCUAGACAGAUGUGGGAGACACUUUUCCCUGGUGCUGAACUUCCUGCGGGACGGGACAGUUCCUUUGCCGGAGAGCACACGGGAGCUGGAGGAAGUGUUGAAAGAGGCGCAAUACUACAGGCUCCAGGGUCUUGUACAACACUGCCUCACCACAUUACAGAAACGCAGGGAUGUCUGCAGGGGUUGUCACAUUCCUAUGAUCACUUCAGCCAAAGAGGAACAGAAAAUGAUAGCCACCUGUAGGAAGCCAGUGGUGAAACUGCAGAAUAACAGAGGGAACAAUAAAUACUCCUAUACCAGCAACUCUGAUGAUAACCUUCUGAAGAACAUCGAGCUGUUCGAUAAGCUGGGGCUGCGCUUUAAUGGCAGAGUGCUGUUUAUUAAAGAUGUGUUGGGAGAUGAGAUAUGCUGCUGGUCUUUCUAUGGCGAGGGGCGCAAGAUUGCUGAAGUCUGCUGCACCUCCAUUGUUUAUGCCACUGAGAAGAAGCAGACCAAAGUUGAGUUUCCAGAAGCUCGUAUCUUUGAGGAGACACUCAACAUUUUGAUCUAUGAAAAUGGGCGAGGUUCGGGAGGCAUGGCCCUGCUGGAGUCAGGGGGCGUCUCGUCACCAGGUGUGGGCCAGUCGGAGGAGGAAGGGGCGGGGGUAGGGGGUGGGGAUAGGCGGGUGAGGCGUAUCCAUGUUCGGAGGCAUAUUAUGCAUGAUGAAAGGGGUCACGGACAGCAGACUGUCUACAAAGACUGAAUCAGAAUGGUACAAAGAUGUACUGAAUCAUGCAUGUGAAAAAUGGUUGAGAAAAGAAAGACAACUUUGGUAUGUUUAAUACUGCACUGAAAUGGGAGGGGUGGGGGCUAGUUUAGAAAUAAUACUGAAGUUGCCACAGUGUGGCACAGUUUUGUUUAUUUUUCUGUGAGGUAAAUUUACAUUUAUCUUUUUUCAUUUUUUGUUAAUUUAAUUUAUUAUUCGUUUAAUUUAUUGUCCAGAAUUUUCACUUUUUCAAGUUUCAAUGUGAAAUAAGUUGUGUUUUUUUUAAUGUUCUGAUUUGUUUGUAUGGGCCAUGUGAAAGUUUAUCUUUCCGUGUUUAAUAGUAAACUGUGAUGUAUGCUGA
Messenger RNA from Rhinichthys klamathensis goyatoka, 1579 nucleotides. It is a transcript of the gene kctd13, whose product is annotated as potassium channel tetramerization domain containing 13. Gene Ontology annotation, molecular function: protein binding; ubiquitin-protein transferase activity. The record is from RefSeq and is a predicted model, not a curated record. Gene Ontology annotation, biological process: negative regulation of Rho protein signal transduction; proteasome-mediated ubiquitin-dependent protein catabolic process; protein ubiquitination. Lineage: Eukaryota; Metazoa; Chordata; Actinopteri; Cypriniformes; Leuciscidae. The coding region runs from base 223 to 1215 and encodes 330 amino acids. The transcript is spliced from 7 exons. Gene Ontology annotation, cellular component: Cul3-RING ubiquitin ligase complex.